Messenger RNA from Phodopus roborovskii (desert hamster), 1632 nucleotides. It is a transcript of the gene Psmd13, whose product is annotated as proteasome 26S subunit, non-ATPase 13. The coding region runs from base 174 to 1304 and encodes 376 amino acids. Gene Ontology annotation, molecular function: structural molecule activity. The record is from RefSeq and is a predicted model, not a curated record. The transcript is spliced from 13 exons. Gene Ontology annotation, biological process: ubiquitin-dependent protein catabolic process. Gene Ontology annotation, cellular component: proteasome regulatory particle, lid subcomplex; cytosol; nucleus. NCBI's taxonomy places the organism in Eukaryota, Metazoa, Chordata, Mammalia, Rodentia, Cricetidae.
AGAAGUUUGGCGGUAGCCAAGAACGCGGUUACCUUGACUACCGCGACUGGCGGGGCUACUGGGACGCUCCCGGCAUGCCCCACGCGACGCGGUGCCGGAAGUGAGCGAGCACUUCCGUCCGCCAUCCCUACCGGUGCUGACUACUUGGUGUUUCUGUUCCUAGCUCUGCAAUCAUGAAGGAUGUGCCGGCCUUCUUACAGCAGAGCCAGAACUCCGGGCCGGGCCAGGCCGCCGUUUGGCACCGUUUGGAGGAGCUGUACACAAAGAAGUUGUGGCAUCAGCUCACACUUCAGGUGCUUGAUUUUGUGCAGGACCCGUGCUUUGCCCAAGGAGAUGGUCUCAUUAAGCUUUAUGAAAACUUCAUCAGUGAAUUUGAACACAGGGUGAACCCUUUGUCCCUGGUAGAAAUUAUUCUUCAUGUGGUUAGACAGAUGACCGAUCCUAAUGUGGCUCUUACUUUUCUGGAAAAGACUCGUGAAAAGGUAAAAAGUAGUGAUGAAGCAGUGAUCUUGUGUAAAACGGCUAUCGGAGCUCUAAAAUUAAACAUCGGGGAUCUACAGGCUACAAAGGAAACCAUUGAAGAUGUUGAAGAGAUGCUCAACAAUCUCCCUGGUGUGACAUCAGUUCAUAGUCGUUUCUAUGAUCUCUCCAGUAAAUACUAUCAAACAAUCGGAAACCACGCAUCCUAUUAUAAAGACGCUCUGCGGUUUCUGGGCUGUGUUGACAUUAAGGAUCUGCCAGUGUCAGAGCAACAGGAGAGAGCCUUCACAUUGGGGCUUGCUGGACUUCUUGGCGAGGGUGUUUUUAACUUCGGAGAGCUUCUUAUGCAUCCUGUGCUGGAGUCACUGAGGAGCACUGACCGGCAGUGGCUGAUCGACACUCUAUAUGCUUUCAAUAGUGGUGAUGUAGAUAGAUUCCAGACCCUGAAGUCUGCCUGGGGCCAGCAGCCUGACUUAGCAGCCAACGAGACCCAACUUCUGAGGAAGAUCCAAUUGCUGUGCCUUAUGGAGAUGACUUUCACACGACCUGCCAACCACAGACAACUCACUUUUGAAGAAAUUGCCAAAAGUGCCAAAAUCACUGUGAACAAGGUGGAGUUGCUGGUGAUGAAGGCACUCUCAGUGGGGCUGGUGAGAGGCAGUAUAGACGAGGUGGACAAGCGGGUUCAUAUGACCUGGGUGCAGCCUCGCGUGUUGGAUUUGCAGCAGAUCAGAGGGAUGAAGGACCGUCUGGAGCUGUGGUGCACUGAUGUGAAGAGCAUGGAGAUGCUGGUGGAACACCAGGCUCAGGACAUCCUCACCUAGUGCCCCAUGUCCUGCAGACCCUGUCUCCCCUGAAAUCAUCAGCACGGAUCUGUGUUGAAUUGGGAUGGAGUUUGGGAUCCUACUAAGAUUAGGAACUGUUCUUGCUAUAAAAGCAGAGAUCUUUCAUUGAUCAGGGUUUGAUUACUUGGAGAAGGCUCCUGUAUUGGAUGUUUUGUAGCCUGCAAGGGGAGGAAGGGGGACUCCUGGCCUAGGUGAUGAGGAAGGGCAAGAAUGGGAAUGGGGACAGAGUAAUCUCCACCCAAGUGGACCUUUUCCAACAUUGUCGGAGAAUGCUCCUAUAAUAAAUGCCUUUGCUUUGGUCUGCUGA